Molecule: messenger RNA, 921 nt
Organism: Schizophyllum commune H4-8
Lineage: Eukaryota; Fungi; Basidiomycota; Agaricomycetes; Agaricales; Schizophyllaceae
Product: 40S ribosomal protein S5
Exons: 6
Coding region: 83-691 (202 amino acids)
Biological process (GO): translation; ribosomal small subunit assembly
Cellular component (GO): ribosome; cytosolic small ribosomal subunit
Molecular function (GO): structural constituent of ribosome; mRNA binding; rRNA binding
Source: RefSeq, a predicted model, not a curated record
CUCGUCGUGCCCAACGUCCCGCUCGCCGCCUGAAUUUACGAUCCAGCAAGGUCCACCACCGGCCCCCUCAAGACUCAUCAAAAUGGCCGCCACGACUUUGCCAAAAGACAUCUCCAAGCUCGACCAGGAGGUCAAGCUUUUCGGGAAGUGGGACACCCAGGAUGUUGAGGUCAAGGAUAUCUCCUUGACGGAUUACAUCCAGACGCGCCAUGCUGUCUACCUUCCCCACACGGCCGGCCGCUACCAGAAGAAGCAGUUCAAGAAGGCGCAGAUGCCGAUCGUUGAGCGCCUCGUUGACAGCUUGAUGAUGAAGGGCCGCAACAACGGCAAGAAGCUCAUGACCGUCCGGAUCGUCGCGCACGCAUUCGAGAUCAUCCACCUCCUCACCGACCAGAACCCGAUACAGGUUCUCGUUGACGCCAUUGUCAACACUGGUCCCCGUGAAGACUCCACCCGUAUCGGCUCGCAGGGUACCGUCCGUCGCCAGGCCGUCGAUGUCUCCCCCCUCCGCAGAGUAAACCAGGCGAUCUCGCUCCUCACGAUCGGCACGCGCGAGUCCGCGUUCCGCAACGUGAAGUCGAUCGCCGAGUGCCUGGCUGACGAGCUCAUCAACGCCGCCAAGGGCUCGUCUAACUCGUACGCCAUCAAGAAGAAGGAUGAGCUCGAGCGUGUCGCCAAGUCUAACCGGUAAUCGCCCUCUCCCGCUUGUCGGUCCUCCUGUGGCGGAUCCCAGGAUCGGUGGCCGGAACUGGGAGCUCUGUCGGCUGCUACAGUAUAUGGUCGCCCUCGCAUGUACUCAUAUGACCACUAUGUCGCACCCAUGCACAUUCACUCAAUAUGCUCGUCUAAGCUUGUCUUUGGAGUCGGCGUGUCUUCUCUGCAUUGCGUUCGGGGAAGGGAAAGAAGCUGCUUUCUGCGUUA